Molecule: messenger RNA, 3732 nt
Organism: Mus musculus (house mouse)
Lineage: Eukaryota; Metazoa; Chordata; Mammalia; Rodentia; Muridae
Gene: Wdr95
Product: WD40 repeat domain 95
Exons: 31
Coding region: 272-3571 (1099 amino acids)
Source: RefSeq, a predicted model, not a curated record
ACGUGGUUAUCAGUUACUAGCACCUGUAAAGGGAUUACCCAGCGAGGAGUGGAGAAAGGAGGCACUACAGCCCGCAGGUGCUCCAGUUACUGGACGGUGUGCACCGGAUCCUCCGUCCUGGGUAGAUCUCACCACCCUGGGCUGCUCCCUGCAAGAAAACACACAGUUUUCUUCAUGCACCAUCGCUCUGGUCAUUUAAAACUAAGGGCUGAGUGGACACGAUUCCAAUCAGUAAGGGGUGGGUCCCUGGAAGUCCUCGCCGCCUUCCACCAUGAGCUGGAGACGAAGAUCACGCUCUGCGUUGGGAAGAUUAGAAACCUCACAGGAUAGCAGCAUCCUGAAACCAGCAGCUAUCCUGGGGGCGCCUAUGCUGCUUCGAGCUCAGACAUCGCCAGCAAGGCCUCAGCCUUCAGGGGAGCCCUGCCUUCCGAGUGUGGAGCCCCCUAUCUGGCUGCUGCGGGAAUGCCUCACUCGAGAAAGAAUGCGGAGCCACUCGGUCAGCUCCCAAGAGCCCACGCACAGGAGGACGCCUCUGCAUCACGCAGACCCGGCUCAGAGCCUGAGGGCUGAAAAGAUUGAGCAGCAAGUGACUCUGGAAGAGCUACGACGCUUAAACGCACUCUUUCAGGAACAUGAAAAGAGAGGAAGCCAGCUGCUGGAUAUGGAAACAUUCAAAUGCAUGAUGAAGCAGAGUUUGAGGUCACACAGCAAAAGUAUUGGACAAAUAGAACAACUCUUCAUGAAAAUAGACUACGAGGCAGUGGGGAGAAUCCAGUGGGACAGUUUCUGCACAUACCUGCAGCUGGAGUACUCGGAGCAAGCCAAGGCGGCAGCUCGGCAAGCGGAGGCCUCUCUCCUGCUGCCUGCCAUUCAGCAGAGGCUGACAUAUGGGAGACCCGUGCUGCGCAUUCUCCCUCUGCCCGAUGACACCUUAAUCACCCUCCGAGAAGACGGAACUAUUUAUUUCUGGUCCCUGCAGCUGAAGUUGAAAAGAAAGAAGCCGAUUUUUGGCAAGUCCACCAGCCGGAAGUCCCGCUGGGUGACAGACAUUGUCAGCAUGCCACAGUACAACAAAGUAAUCGUUGGAACUGGGAGCCGGGAGCUGCAGCUAUAUGAACUCUCGAACUUGGAGCCUUACUGUCGAAUUGGUGGCCUGGAAGCCGUGCCCCUGAAACUGGACUACUGCUCCGUGGAGCCUGACAAGUGCCUGAUCCUCUAUGGCGAUGACCAGGGAUGUGUGAACAUUCUGUUUUUGGCAUCUGUAGGUGAACUACUAAGAACAUGGAAGAAGAUGCCAAGAGUUGAGGACAUGCCGAGCAUCACUCUUCACAGCGUCAUGGCCUCUCCAAACGCAGAGUAUGUCCGCUGGAAGGUGCACGGAGACUUCGUCUCUCAGCUGAAUUACUAUGAGUCUAUGAAAGCUGUCAUUUCCAGCUCCAAUCACGAGCCCACAGCUUUAGUGAUAGGCUCUCUCCUAAACCGCUUGGAACAUGGAGGGUUCACUGUGGGAGCAACAGAUAUCAAGGAAAAGCUAAACGAAAUAAGAAAUGUUGGGAAGAAUGUCAAGAUGGGGAACAGCUCAGCAUGCCUUGCUCUGCCCCAAAGGCAAGCGGAAUGCAAUCGCACUGUGUUCCGUGUCCACAAGGGAGUCAAGGCGUUCUCCUUCUGCAGGAGGAAGAACCUGCUGGUGACAGGGGGGCUGGAUCGAAUCAUCAGGGUCUGGAAUCCUUACCUGCCUGGAAAGCCAACAGGUGUGCUGAGAGGCCACCGGGCUCCGGUGAUGUAUGUACACGUCGCCUUUGAAGAAAACAAAGUGUUUUCCAUGUCUGCUGACAACACAGUCAAGGUCUGGGAUCUGGAGACACAUGGCUGCUGCUGUACCAUCUCUUCCAAAGCCAGUGGCAUCAAGGGAGAACUCACAGCCUGCCUCUAUCUCCCCGGACCUAGAGCCCUGUGUGUGGCCACGGGGACUCUGGCUUUCCUUCACCUGAAAGUGGGAUCUGUCCCAGAGUCCCACCUGGUACGUUCCCACCAAGAGCCCGUGGUGUGCUGCAGGUACAACCCAGCCUUCAGACAUGUGGUCAGCUGCUGCGAAGCCUCCGUAGUGAAAGUGUGGGACUUUGAAACGGGAAGACAGGUGUCAGAAUUUAUUGGCACUCAUGGUAAUGCUGGCAUCACCUGUCUGACCUUUGACUCCAGCGGAAGAAGGCUUGUUACUGGAGGAAGAGAUGGCUGUCUGAAAAUAUGGAGCUACAACAAUGGACACUGUCUGCACACCCUUCAGCACGAUGAAAAUCAAAGUGAAGUCUGUGACUGUACCUACAUGGAGGUGAACCGAAAUCGGUGUGUCAUAGCUGUUGGAUGGGACCGAAGAAUAAACGUGUAUUUUGACAUACCUCGAGAUUUUCAUCAUUUCCGGAAGCCUCAGCCCCACUGGCAGGAUGACCUGAACCAUGGGCACAAGGAGGACAUUCUCUGUGUGGCUCAGUGCCCGCCUUUUCUUCUGGCCACCUCCAGUUACGAUGGAGAGAUAAUAGUUUGGAAUGUCAUCUCAGGUCACAUGUACUGCAAGCUGAACACCCCCAGCCCCAUGGAUGGCCAGGACCAUAGAGAAGGCCCAGAUAGAAGUGUUUCCCAGCUCGCCUUUCUAAAGACACGGCUGACGAAGUUGGAUUCAGCAUCUGCUGCCCUCAUCAGCAAUGGGCCCGGAGGUUCUGUCUGUUUCUGGAAGCUCUUUAGUGGGUCUGGCCUCGUUGCAAACUUCACUCCGUCCAGAGAGAAAGCCCAGGUGAGCGGCAUCGUGGUGACAUCAGGAGACACUCUCGCUUACCUGGCUGACCAGCACGGCUUCAUACAUGUCUAUGACAUCCAGGAGUAUGGCCUCCAGGGAACAGAGCUACAGGCUCCCAACACCGUGACAUCCUGGAGAGCUCACGUCAGCAUGGUGACCUCCCUGGAGCUGAUCGAGGGGGGCAGCAUCGUGCUGUCUUCCUCCCUUGACUGCACUGUGCGCCUGUGGAGCCAGGACGGGGCAUACAUAGGGACCUUUGGGCAGAAUCACCCCUGGGAUGUUUUCACUCCUGACUCAUGGGGUCACCCAAGAGUCCCCUUUGAGAUUCUGACAGAUCCUCGGAGCAUGCCUACCCACCGGGUACUGGAAACAGAUGUACCUGCUGGAUGCUUGGAAGGCCGGCAGGAGCAGGACCACGGGACAGAGGAGAAGGACCCGUGUGAGGCUGAAAAGACCCCUAACCCUCCCUCCCCAGAAGGUCUCACUGUUGAAGCAGAGGCGAAAGCAGAUAAGAGCCGAUGGGCUGCAUUUUGCCAUGGCAGACUACUGUCAGCUCGAAGAAAGCCUCGCUGGAAGAUGCCUGAGCUCAGAUGGCCCAGCAUUUACCAGGCCCUCCGGUGCCACGAGCUUGCCUUUGUGUCUGCUCUCGGGGAGAAGCCAGAUCUGUCUGUUCCUGGCUCUGACUUGUUCCCGGUUGGUUUCUGCAGCCAGGAGACAGAAGCAGCGCUACCAGAAAGGAAGAAACUCUCACCCUGGAGCGGUUUCUUGCCCGAGUGCUAAGGACCUUGACCUCCUUGCUUGGCCAGUUCUUUCCUGUGUCAUGGAAAGGUUUGGCUGAGCUUAAGGCUUUGACCCCUGAGGCGUAGAAAAGAGCAAGAUGAGAAAUGAUCUCAGCCCAUGUGGGCUCAUCCUGAAGCAAUUAGAGUUGAAAUUUCAGAGAA